Humulus lupulus (European hop) is the source of this 1566-nucleotide messenger RNA. RefSeq names its product chloroplast envelope quinone oxidoreductase homolog. Gene Ontology annotation, molecular function: oxidoreductase activity. Bases 401 to 1408 code for a protein of 335 amino acids. The transcript is spliced from 4 exons. Lineage: Eukaryota; Viridiplantae; Streptophyta; Magnoliopsida; Rosales; Cannabaceae. The record is from RefSeq and is a predicted model, not a curated record.
GUUGGAGACUUGGAGAACACGAAGAUGACGUUAAGGAAGAUGGAAUAUUCAUAGAAGACUUUUAUUUUAAAAAUAAAAACAAUAAAAUACUUACCUAUAAUUAACUAUACAAUUAUAUAAAUAUAUUUAUAUAUAUAAAGGACCUUGUUUCCUCCUAAAACAAUCACAGCUUCUUAAGUGGACUCAGUCCUCCUUAGCCUAGCUAUACUCAAAACUCAAUUAGUAUUUAAUUAAUCUUCAUGAUUUGAUUUACCUUAAUUAUUGUUGUGGUCUACAGACUACUCAUCUCUAAAUUAAUAAAUGUAAUUAUAAAUAAUUAAUAUAGGAAUAUCUUGGACCAUGCCAUGGUUAUCAAUACCAUUUACCAGACCACAACUCUUUCUUAGUUUCUCUUGCUCUUAUGGCAUCUUUGGCAGGGAAGCUUAUGCAUGCGCUUCACUAUGAUCACUGUGGCACAGCUUCUGCUACUGCUUUAAAGGAUGUUGAGGUUGUGGUGCCUAUUCCAAAGAAGAAUGAGGUUUUGGUUAAAGUGGAAGCAUUGGCUCUGAAUCCAGUUGAUUGGAAAAUUCAGACAGGCAUGUUGCGCCCCAUUUUCCCUCGCAAAUUCCCCCACAUUCCUGGUACUGAUGUGGCUGGAGAAAUAGUAGAGGUUGGACAUGGUGUCACUAAAUUCAAAGCUGGUGACAAAGUUGUAGCUACUCUAAGCCAUGCUAAUGGAGGUGGACUAGCUGAAUUUGUUGUGGCUGGCGAGAGCUGGACAGUUGCUCGGCCAUCUCAAGUUUCGGCAGCCGAAGCUGCAAGCUUGCCUAUUUCUGGCCUCACGGCGCACCAGGCACUCACUCAAAUUGCUGGGAUUGACCUUGAUGGAACUGGCCAGGCGCAGAGGAACGUUUUGGUCACUGCAGCCUCCGGUGGUGUCGGCCACUAUGCUGUCCAAUUGGCAAAGCUUGGGCACACACAUGUCACAGCCACUUGUGGUGCCCGGAACAUCGAGUUUGUGAAGAGCUUAGGUGCUGAUGAGGUUCUUGACUACAAGACCCCUGAAGGGUCAGCUCUGAAAAGCCCUUCGGGUCGAAAAUAUGAUGCUGUGAUCAACUGUGUGACGGGUAUUCCUUGGUCCACUUUUGAGCCUAAUCUUAGUAGGAAUGGGAUUGUUAUUGAUAUCACUCCAGGGCCAGCUUCCUUGUGGACUUUUUCUCUCAAGAAACUUACCUUCUCUUCGAAGCGGUUAGUGCCAAUUAUAUUCGUGAAUACAAAGAGUGAGAAUUUAGAAUAUCUUGUGAAUUUGGUGAAGGAAGGAAAACUCAAGACAGUGAUUGACUCGAAGUAUCCACUGAGCAAGGCUGAAGAUGCUUGGGCCAAGAGUAUUGAUGGCCAUGCUACUGGGAAAAUCAUUGUGGAGCCUUAGGUAGUAGUGGACUCAGAUUAUUUAUCUUAGCAUUGUAACUGUUAUGUAUUUGAAUGGCUUUUGAAUGUGAGGACCAUGGUUGUCCUGCUUGGUAGUAAGUAUUUAUAGUAAUAAUAAGGUAUAGAAGAUUUUAAGAGCUUGGUGGUGGGGGCUCAUUU